This is a messenger RNA of Knipowitschia caucasica, 528 nucleotides long. Lineage: Eukaryota; Metazoa; Chordata; Actinopteri; Gobiiformes; Gobiidae. The record is from the annotation of a GenBank genome assembly.
AUGAAAGGAAAGGCUAACUCUGCACUGGAGCCGAAGAUCUCCUCUGAAGUCUUCGUCAUUCUCUGGACUCAAAGACCAGUGAAGAGCAGAGGAGGAAGGGGAAGCAGAGGAGAGCAGGCAGAGGAGACAGAGGAGGAAGAUGAGGUAGAGGAGACAGAGGAGGAAGUUGAGGCAGAGGAGGCAGAAGAGGAAGAUGAGGCAGAGGAGGAAGAUGAGGCAGAGGAGUCAGAAGAGGAAGAUGAGGCAGAGGAGGAAGAUGAGGCAGAGGAGGCAGAGGAGGAAGAGGAGGCAGAGGAGACAGAGGAGGAAGAUGAGGCAGAGGAGGCAGAGGAGGAAAAUGAGGCAGAGGAGUCAGAAGAGGAAGAUGAGGCAGAGGAGGAAGAUGAGGCAGAGGAGGCAGAGGAGGAAGAGGAGACAGAGGAGGCAGAAGAGGAAGAUGAGGCGGAGGAGACAAUUCCACUGCUGUGUGUCAGGACCCCAAUCUUAGGAGAAACUUAUUUUAAAAACUCACAACAACCUGGUCUAUAA